AAUUCGUGUUUAGAAAUUUCUAUGAAUGGCUCUCGUCCAGAGUGAUGAAAACGACUUCCAUGCGCUUCGAGAGGCGCAAAGGAUGGUUGACUCGUGCCAGGACUUUGCGGACCACUUGAUCGUGGCCGAAUUUCUACCCCAUUGUCGCGGCGUUGCCUACAUCAAUAUUCGCACCUUGGAGCAGGUCAUCUAUUGUGUGCAACUAAGUCGCGCUGGCUAUCGGAUCGUGUCCUAUGAGUUCGAUGAUGUGGCCGAUGAGGUGGCCAAUUGUGACACCGUCUAUGAGUCCGCCCAUCAAUUGCUGGCAGGGAUAAGUCCGCUGUAUGGCGAGAAAUAUGGCUUUGGACGAGAGCCACUGGGGAAGCGAAAGGAAAAGCAGUCCUGAGGUGGGCGUGGCAUGUGAAGAAUUUGUCUGCUAAUUGCUAAUUGCCGCCCCAAAAAGUGAUAAUUAAGCGUUUUGCAGGUAAAUGACUUGAUUGCAAUAAUAAAGCCCGAAGCUGCGAGUUGGAUUCGGGGUCUGCCAUUUGAUUAAUUGCUGCCAAGUGAGCACAGACGGUGGGGAGAUGCUGGAUGCAAGGAGCAGGAACAGGGGCACGGUUGCCAGUUGAUUGACUCAACUUGGCACUCUCCGGACCUUUUGUAGCGAAAAAAGUUAACAAGUUUUUGUGCCGUUCCACUUGACUGCCGCCGUCGAAGGAGGCGAAUGAAGAUGCAGACGGUUGGAGCUACAAGCUACAAGCUUCAAGCCUCGAACACCCAACCAAACCAAUCCAAAACCCAGCCCAGCCCAACUCAGUGCCUCUCCAGCCCCACUUGUAUUCCUCAUUUUGGCCGGGCACCAAGCCAACUAAGGUUUUUAUCUAGUUGAGUCCAUCUAGUCGCUUUUCCGUCCGUCCCACGGGUGUCUGCUGUGGACAAUUCACAGAUACAUACGCUGAAAACACACAGAUGAACAAACGCAGAUACAGGCAAACAUCAAUAAGAACGCUAGAACUUCAGAUCAAUGCAAUGCAAUAAAGGUGAAAUUAAAGUG
Messenger RNA from Drosophila melanogaster (fruit fly), 1033 nucleotides. RefSeq lists its product as uncharacterized. The transcript has a single exon. Gene Ontology annotation, cellular component: cytoplasm. The coding region runs from base 26 to 385 and encodes 119 amino acids. The record is from RefSeq and is marked reviewed. Gene Ontology annotation, biological process: regulation of canonical Wnt signaling pathway. NCBI's taxonomy places the organism in Eukaryota, Metazoa, Arthropoda, Insecta, Diptera, Drosophilidae.